CUAUAUCUUAAGCUUUGAGCUAGAAGAAAAGAAAAUUCUCCCCUUCCCCAUCUAAAGAAAGAACAUGGCCCUCAAGUGGGUUCUAAGCUCAGCAUUUACUCAAGUUUUUGGACAGUCAUCCUACGAUGCCAACAUGUCCCAGAAGGAGGUAAUGGCAUGCCCUACAAGUAGUGAAGUAAAGGACGUGAGCAGCUUCAAAAAGAAAAUUAUGGCCAUGGAGAUGGCGGACAAGAAAGGUUGUAGAGAAGAUGCGUACCCUAAUGGCUUCCAGAUGCCACUCCACUACCCUAGAUAUUCCAAGCAUGAUUAUGAGAAGAUGGAGGAGUGGAAGCUGGAUAUGCUCCUUAAAGAAUAUGGCCUUGUCCUUCCUAAGGAUACCCUUCUUCCUGAGAAGAGAGCUUUUGCUAUGGGGGCAUUUCUCUGGGCUGAUCAACUCUGAAAUUGCAGCUCUCGUCAGACACUUUCUUUCUAAUUCGAUUUCCUCACUAAUUUUGGCGACUUACCUAUAUGUGUGUGUGUGUGUGUGUGUAUGCCAGACGUAUGUAUCAUAUAGCUAGUUAGUACUAGCUAGCUAGUUGGUGCUUGUUUGAGAAAUAUCAUAUCUAUAUAUAUGGGUAUAAUCAUGAUCAGCCUCCCGUAAUA
Carica papaya (papaya) is the source of this 642-nucleotide messenger RNA. RefSeq lists its product as uncharacterized. Lineage: Eukaryota; Viridiplantae; Streptophyta; Magnoliopsida; Brassicales; Caricaceae. The record is from RefSeq and is a predicted model, not a curated record.